This is a messenger RNA of Anopheles cruzii, 444 nucleotides long. Its product is annotated as larval cuticle protein A2B-like. The transcript is spliced from 4 exons. The record is from RefSeq and is a predicted model, not a curated record. Gene Ontology annotation, cellular component: extracellular matrix. The coding region runs from base 1 to 444 and encodes 147 amino acids. NCBI's taxonomy places the organism in Eukaryota, Metazoa, Arthropoda, Insecta, Diptera, Culicidae.
AUGGCAUUCAAAUUCGCCGUCUUCGCCGCCAUCGUGGCCGUUGCCAACGCCGUAGGCAUCGGAUACCCAGCACCUCUGGGAGCUUACCCGGCCGUCGCUAAGGUUGCAGCUCCUCUGGGCGUUGCUAAGGUUGUCGCCGACUACGACGCGAACCCGCAGUACAGCUACAGCUACCACAUUGCCGAUGCUCUGACCGGAGACAACAAGGAACAGCAGGAAUCGCGCUCGGGAGAUGUUGUCACUGGUCACUACUCUCUGGUUGAGCCCGAUGGCACCCGUCGUGUCGUUGAGUACAAUGCUGACCCCGUCAACGGAUUCAACGCCGUGGUCCAUCGUGAGCCUCUGGCCGUGAAGGCCGUGGCCCCGGUUGCUGCCUAUCCCGCCGUCGCCAAGGUCGCUGCCCCGUACGGAUAUCCCGCGUACGGCAAGGCCAUCCUCGGUUAA